Stylonychia lemnae is the source of this 1446-nucleotide messenger RNA. The record is from the annotation of a GenBank genome assembly. NCBI's taxonomy places the organism in Eukaryota, Ciliophora, Spirotrichea, Sporadotrichida, Oxytrichidae.
AUGAGAAUCCUUAGUAAAACAGCACUUUUACUUAUCUCCCUAUUAUCACUUUCCACUCUAGUUAUGAGUGAAUUUGCUGGAACAGCAGCAGGUGUUGGUAUCGGAGUUGUAGAUCAAGUCAAGAAGAUCGGCAUGCCCAUCAUUCAACAGAAAUUGAACGAUGUACAGGUAGGCACCAUUGAGUUCAGUGGAGGAAGCGUCCAGGACCUUGACCUUAAAUUUAAGUUUAACAAUUUUGACAACAUCAAAGUUGGCUUCUCUGGAGCUAACAACGGAGUAAGCGUCGAUGCUCAUGAUAUCUCAGGAGAGAUUACUGGCAAGUUUGCAUACAAGUUCCUAUUCAUUCACACCAGUGGCAACUUCAAGGUCGCUAUGGACAAUGAUGCUGUCAAGCUAACUAUGGCUGUGCCCCUCACCAGCCAAAACAUUAAUGGCAGAAGUGUCCCAGCCGUUGAUAUCAAGAACUUCAACUUGAAUAUUGACAGUUCCAAAAUACACAUAACUCUUAGUGGCAGCAUUCUUGCAGAUAUCGCUGAUGCCUUCGUGUUCAUAUUCAAGAGACUGAUCAUCUACGAAAUCACUAAGGUUGUCAACAAAGAUGUCCCAGAUGUAGCUAAAUCGUCAAUCAAUAAGAUUCUUGCAAGCACUAAUGGCCGCGAGACUGUUUAUGGAAACAUCAUGCUUGACUUCACAUUCCCCGCUUAGCCAAAGAUCACUGAUUCCAAUAUGGAUCUUUUCUUGAAUGCCACUCUUUACGACUCCUCAAGAGGCUCCUACUACAUCCCAGCUGUUGCAGUUGCUGAUGUCUAAAUGCUACCUGCCACAUCUAACUCAGUUGAACUCUCAGUGUCACACUACACUGCAGACUCCUUAUUCGCUGCACUCUAGGAAAUGAAUCUCUUCAAGUAUCACCUCGACCCAGCAAUCGCAGGUAAAUUUGCAUCCAUGCUGACUACUACCUUCCUUGACGGCCUUCUUCCAGGUAUUGAAGCUAAGUAUGGAAAAGAUCUCCCAGUUUCAGUUGGCUUUAAAUCCACUUCAUCUCCCAACGCUCUCUUCUAAAAGAAUGAUUUUGGAGUUUUGCUAGACCUUGAUCUCACUUUCGAAGUGAACAAUGAGACUGCUAUUGUCAUCUCAUUUGAAGAUUUCUCAUCAACUAUCAAUGUUUCUCUCGAUAAGACUAACUUGAAGAUCUAAGUUGAAAAGUGUGCUAUAGACCAAGUCUAAGCUUCACAAUCUAAGAUUGGUGACUUCAAUGUCAGCGAGUUCAAGGCAUUCUUCAAUGUGGCCAGUAGAGCUGCCAUCCCAUUCAUAAACAAUAUGCUUCUUGAGAAUCCAUUUGUACUCCCAGACACCUUCCUUGGAGUUGUCAAGAUUAUUGAUGCACAGUUCCAAUCAUUCGACAACUACCUUGCUGUCAGUGUUACUCCUCAAAUCAUUGCUUGA